This is a messenger RNA of Momordica charantia (bitter melon), 1253 nucleotides long. RefSeq names its product GEM-like protein 1. The record is from RefSeq and is a predicted model, not a curated record. NCBI's taxonomy places the organism in Eukaryota, Viridiplantae, Streptophyta, Magnoliopsida, Cucurbitales, Cucurbitaceae.
GCUAAAAUUCGGCACGAUCGUCGAAAAUGGCGCGGACGCGGGUGAAGGAUCAAUCGAUUCUUCACUUCACUGCAAGAAAUGGAAUCGAAAACGAAACACCCAUUUAUUCUUACGUCGGGGGUCUUUCUCAAUUUUCACCGCUGAAAUCGCCACGCCGUAGAAUGAACACCGGUCAAGAUUCUCCAUUAUUUUCAUCUCUAUGUCGUUCUGAUUCCUUCUGCUUGAUUCCUACUUCUGAUAUUCAUAAAUUGCGAUCGGAAACCCUAACAAUGAAGACGGAGCCAGGGUUAKACUUCGAUUCUUCUCACUUGCGGAGUCCCUCUGAAACGACGUAAUCUCUCAAUCAUGAGCAUCCCGGUAUAUGGAAAUCAUAAUCCCUAUAUCCAAUACUGCGCUUCUGCACCUGCCCAACCCGGGAAAAAAGAUAAGAUCCGGGGAGCGUUGGGUCGCUGCGGGAAGAUGUUGGAAGAGUAUGGUAAAAUUGCAGAGGAAGCUGCGGACGACGUCUUGCAUCACAUAAAAGUCAGCCCGAGCAUUGGCGAUGCAGCAAAGGCUAGGCUUAUUCAAGGGACGAAAUUAGUCACCGAAGGAGGCCCAGAAAARUUAUUCCAGCAUACAUUUGGUGUUAUUCCUGGAGACAAAUAUUUGCAUUCAUAUGCUUGCUAUUUGUCAACUUCUUCUGGGCCUGUGAAUGGGACUCUUUACAUAUCCACCAAAAGAGUGGCUUUUGGUAGUGAAUCACCUCUCUGUUACUCUUCAUCUCCUGGUCAGCCAGAGUGGAUGUAUUACAAGGUGGUGAUAGAGCUCAACCAGGUGGCAAUGAUCAACCCGUCUCCAAACCUUCUCAACCCAUCAGAAAAAGACAUCCACAUAGUCACGAGGGACGGUCACGAAUUCUGGUUCAUGGGAUUUAUAUGUUUCAGCCGGGCCUUAAAGAGUUUAAACGAGGCGUUAAAGCAUGCCCAUGCCUAGUUCAGACGAGCCCWAAUUGUCUCAGUGUUUGCCUCCUCUUCUCUCCAUCCUAUGCCUAUUUAAAACAAUAACUUGGUCUUGUACUUUAGAAUGCUUGCGUUGGUUCUAAAAUGUGAAGGUUUUUCUUCACAUAUGUUUUCCUCUUCUAAUAAAAUUUUGCAGUUUAUUGGAUAUGUAAUUAUUUAUGCUUAAGAAGUUGUGUUUCUCUAUGCUGAUGAWAAUAAAUAAUGGAUGGUUUGGGUUGAAUGAAUAUCAGCAAUUCUUUGCAGAUUCUGCAGAAA